Brassica oleracea var. oleracea is the source of this 748-nucleotide messenger RNA. RefSeq names its product protein yippee-like At3g55890. The record is from RefSeq and is a predicted model, not a curated record. Bases 172 to 546 code for a protein of 124 amino acids. Gene Ontology annotation, cellular component: ubiquitin ligase complex. NCBI's taxonomy places the organism in Eukaryota, Viridiplantae, Streptophyta, Magnoliopsida, Brassicales, Brassicaceae. The transcript has 5 exons.
AAAUCAUCUAGGUAUAACAGUAUGUAUACGCUACCGAAAACUACUCCAAAAGUCUUAACAAAUCUCCCCUUGAUUUCCUCACUUUCACUUUAUAAAUCAAAAGACUCAGACUUUGGGGAUCAUUCAAUUCACAGUCGAGAGACACUUUAAUUUCUUGUCGUUUCAACCAAGAUGGGAAGGGUUUUUAUCGUGGAUCUGGAAGGGCAAAUCUAUAGUUGCAAACACUGUAACACCCAUCUUACAAAAGAACAAGACAUCAUGUCCAAGUCAUUUCAAUGCAGGUAUGGACAAGCUUAUCUCUUCAAUGAAGUUGUAAACAUUUCAACUGGAAAUGAAGAAGACAGAAUGUUGAUGACGGGACUUCAUACGGUAACUGACAUCUUCUGUGUUGGUUGUGGAUCAAACGUUGGCUGGAAAUAUGUGACUGCCCAUGAUAUUAACCAGAAAUACAAGGAAGGAAAAUCAGUUCUUGAAUUGUAUAAGAUUGUGGGUCCUUACGAUAGCAACGACUUGGUCUGUCAAGAAAUUUCAAGACUUGAGAUAUAAUAAUCACAUGAUUCUGAUGACUCUGCUUGAGCUAUUUUCCUUUCUCUUUUUGAGAUUUCUCUUAGAAUGUACAUUCUUCGAUUUUAGCUUAUUGUUAUUUAUUUCUUUUUGGAAUAAGUACAUUUGGUACCUGAAAUGACGCCUAGUUUCAUAGGUUUUAAUUUAGAGUUUAAUCUCAUUUGGGCUUUUGAGCUUUUAACAA